This is a messenger RNA of Lichtheimia ornata, 753 nucleotides long. RefSeq lists its product as uncharacterized. NCBI's taxonomy places the organism in Eukaryota, Fungi, Mucoromycota, Mucoromycetes, Mucorales, Lichtheimiaceae. The coding region runs from base 1 to 753 and encodes 250 amino acids. The record is from RefSeq and is a predicted model, not a curated record. The transcript is spliced from 5 exons.
AUGCUCGAUGAAGACACAUUUACCAAGCUAUGGAAACUCACAAACGAUUGGGCAGCACAACAAAAGACCAACCAUGAGUUAGCAUCUGGGCUCAACAAACAACUGGCCGAGCAAAAGCAACAACAGCAAACGGCAGAGAGUAAACAAGAGCUACAACAAACGACGACAUCGUCCUUGUUACUGAGCAGUGAUGUGAAGGAUCUUGACCAGGCUACUGCUGAGCUGUUGGCUAAUUACAAAGAACUAUCGGAACGACACAAUGCGGUGAUGGAGCGUAAUCAGGCAUUACAGCAUGAAUGCAACGAUUUACAGGAUAUUGUAAAGUCCUAUGAGGAGAAUCUACAAGUGAUCACUGCUAAACUUCGAUCCCACACGGUAUCUGCUGCUGAAGGACAUGUCCAACUGAGACGAGAAUAUGAAGCAUUGCUGGAUGCUGAAAAGGGAACAACAGCAGAACUUUUAUUGGAAAACAUGACAUUAAGACAUCAAUUGCAUCAUUUGGCUGCCAAGAUACGCAAAGCUUAUGCCGACCAAGAAGAUAUGGAUCACACAUCAACGACAAAGUUGGCCGAGUUGGAAGCAGAAAAUCGGGCCUUGAGAGAAAUGUUACAACUCACACCAUCAUCCAUGGCACCUGAUAUUAUACAACAACCUAUCCACAAUCAAACGUCCGCCCAACAACUGAGAUCGACUAUGAAUAGUAAUAGUAGCAGUACUAGUAGUGGCGUAGUAGAAGAAUACUUUGAAGAGUAA